AUGGCGUCCUUGCCGAGUCUGACGUUGAAGUUGAUCGCCAGGAGAAGUCAAUCUUCACUGAGAUGUGGUCUCAUUACUCGAUUGUCUCGAAGUUAUACAACUGCACGAGAAGGGACACAGAUUUCUGAUGAAGAGGAGCAAUCAAGAAUCAACAACUUGAGAAAUGCUUCUGGACUUCCAGAGAAUUUAUACAAAAUCUACCAUGGCCAGGCUCCAAAUUUAUCUUAUAAAGAUCUGCAUAAAAGAAAAAUGCUGUAUGCUCAGCUGGGAGCUGCUUCCGGAGAAGAUCCCAGAAUUUUGUGGCCGUCGAGAGCAAAGCUGCUGGAUAUGGAACAAGAGGAAAUAGAGGAAGGGUCACCUCUUGCAGAGAGAUUUGCCAGGAUACAAGCUGAGAAGGUUGAAGCUGAGAAAGCCAAACUAGAAAGGCGUAACAUCAUUGCUAAAAAUAUGCAGCAGAUGCCAAAACUGAUAGCGGAAUAUAAAAAGAAACAAGCCAAUAUAGAAGCAGCUGCUAAAGAACGAGCUGCCAAGAAAGAGAUUCUGUUACAAGAAGCCAGAGACGUUUUCGGGUACAAAGUGCAAGCCCAUGAUCCCAAAUUUCUGCAGAUGACGGAGGAAAAGGAGUUGCUUGAGAAAGCAGAGAAGAAGAAACAGAAAAAGGAAGCAAAACUGAAGAAAUCUGAACAGUGGCAUAAACAGUUGAGCGAGCCGACACCACAAGAUAGUACACAAACUUAA
Molecule: messenger RNA, 738 nt
Organism: Candidula unifasciata
Lineage: Eukaryota; Metazoa; Mollusca; Gastropoda; Stylommatophora; Geomitridae
Source: the annotation of a GenBank genome assembly